ACCUCUGCAUCCAAACAUCCACAGUCCCAACAAAGAUUGCAAUCCACCUGGGCGUAAACUCCGUACCCAAACAAAAUGACGAUGCCCGUUCUUCAAGCUUCGAUGCCUCUGCACACGCUCUCCAAAAGACUCUCCCUUUCCUCUGCUCUCACUCUGCUUCACACUCACCGGUGGAGACCCCUCUCUUGCCAAAUGUCCGCCGACUCGUUCCACCUGACUCACUCCAUCACCCUGCCGAUUCAACUCGCUGAACCCGUCCAGAUCGUCGCCGCACCUGGCAUUUCCGAGUCCGAGUUCAGGACUGCUAUUAAUUCCUCCUUGUUCAAGCAGUGGUUAAGGAACUUGCAAAGUGAAACUGGAAUUUUAGCUGACAAUGCCAUGUCUCUGAAACGUGUACUUAUCCAGGGAGUAGAUAUGUUUGGAGAGCGCAUUGGGUUUCUCAAGUUCAAAGCUGACAUUUUUGAUAAGGAAACAGGAAAAAAGGUUCCAGGUAUUGUAUUUGCACGAGGACCGGCUGUAGCCAUACUGAUCCACUUGGAGUCGGAUGGUGAGACUUAUGCUGUUCUUACUGAACAGGUUAGGGUCCCUGUUGGGAGGCUUAUUUUGGAAUUGCCUGCUGGAAUGUUGGAUGAUGACAAGGGUGAUUUUGUUGGCACUGCAGCUCGAGAGGUUGAGGAGGAAACUGGUAUACACUUAAAUCUAGAAGACAUGGUUGAUCUCACAGCCUUCCUGGAUCCAGUAACUGGAUGCAGAGUCUUUCCUUCUCCUGUAAGCUGGCGAUGUUCAUUGUUCUGGGAGGGUGCGAUGAAGAAAUUAGCCUGUUUCUGUACAGGGGGCAUGUGGAUAAAGAGAUCAUCAUGCAACUGCAAGGAAAAGAAACAGGUCUUCGUGACCAUGGUGAGCUGAUUAAGGUUCGUGUGGUUCCCUAUAAAAACCUCUGGCGCAUGACAGCCGAUGCAAAGGUUCUAAUGGCCAUUGCUCUCUACGAAAUGGCUAAGAGAGAAGGUCUACUGCCUCCAUGAAGACCCAAUUGCUUAUUUUUCUAGACCCUAAACUUUUCAUGUGGGGUCAGAGUACUCACCAACUUUUGGUUUAUGGAAUGAUGGACCCUAAUCAUUCUAAAUUCUGAAGGAAUUUGUUCACCUGUUGCAGAACAUUGUUAUUGUUACUGUUGUCAGAUGAAUGAUCAUUUCUUCAGUUUCCCUCGAAUGGCCAAUGAGCUUUAGCCCAAAUGCUACUUCCUCCCUUUGUAGCAAGGUGGAAGGUGAGGUCGUGGAUUCAAGUUCUACCGGAUGCGUGUAACUUACCAAUAAAAUAAAAUAAAAAAUUCCUUGAAUGGAUAUUUCAGGA
Alnus glutinosa is the source of this 1350-nucleotide messenger RNA. RefSeq names its product nudix hydrolase 14, chloroplastic. Gene Ontology annotation, molecular function: ADP-glucose pyrophosphatase activity; ADP-ribose pyrophosphatase activity. Gene Ontology annotation, biological process: nucleoside phosphate metabolic process; ribose phosphate metabolic process. The transcript is spliced from 7 exons. Lineage: Eukaryota; Viridiplantae; Streptophyta; Magnoliopsida; Fagales; Betulaceae. Bases 76 to 906 code for a protein of 276 amino acids. The record is from RefSeq and is a predicted model, not a curated record.